CGGCCCGGGGCGCUGCCCUCCCUUUCCCCGGGGGUAGGUGCCUGGGUGUGGACGGGCGGUGCAGCUGAAGCCGCGCUCUCUCCUGCGGCCGCCUCCCGCGAUGCUGCCUGUUUGGCGGUGGAUCCUCCGGGCCCCGCGCCUUUCGAGCUGGGAGCUGGCGGCCUGUGGAGGCCGGGCCUUGGGGCGGUGCGGCCCCGGAAGACCUUACAGCCAGAAGCAGCGGAGUUUUUGGGCGUUUAUACGGCGCCGGCUCCGGGGCCCUCCGGUUCCCCCGUUCCCUCGGCCUUGCCUGGUCGGGGAGCCGGUCCUGCGGGCUCGGGCUGCGCCGGUAGCUGCCGCCGAGGUGACAGGCCCCGAGGUGCAGCGGCUGGUGUCGGCCCUGGUCCGGACGAUGCGGAGGCUCGGGGCCCUGGGACUGAGCGCACCGCAGCUCGGUGUCCCGCUCCAGGUGAUGGUGCUCGAGGUGACGGAGCAGAUACUCGAGGCCGAGGCUCCGGCCGCCCGCCAGGCCCGGGACAUGGUCGCUGUCCCGCUCCGGGUCUUCAUUAACCCCCAGCUCCGGGUGAUCGACUCCAGAACCGCCGUGUGGCCGGAGGCCUGUCACAGUGUCCCGGGGUACGCUGCCUGUGUGCCCCGGUACCGGGCGGUGGAGGUGACAGGUCUGGAUGAACGUGGUGAGGCCGUUUCCUGGCGAGCCUCAGGUUGGGCUGCACGGAUCCUACAGCACGAAAUGGACCAUUUAAAUGGGCAGCUAUACAUCGACAAAAUGGACAGUACAACCUUUGAGAAUCUGCACUGGAUGGAAGAGAAUGACUGAGGUAGAUGACGGCUAAACUUACGUUGCAAAGGCACUGGUCACAUCCCCCGCAGCUCAUGAAACAAGCUCACAGUUAACAAGGGAACCGCAAGAUCCCUAAUAUAACAUCUGUUUUAGUUGUUCUGGUGAACAUUCACAAGGAUACUGGAUAAAAUUUAAAAUGCAACACGAGACAGUAGCACAACCUCAGGAAUGCCUUAAACCUAUUGUAAAACUGAUAAAACUUUAAUGCAAUUCAAAUCAUCACCACAAGUUAGGGAUUCUAUGAUUCUUCUUUCAAGAUGUGUCUGAGAGCAUUGACACGUGGGAUUACUGUCCUUUCCUGGAAACUUGCAGACUCUUCAAUCGAGUUUAAAUUUAAAUUGUGACUGCACCUGAUACCCAAAGAAUUUGGAAGUUCAGCCUGGUAGAUAGAGGAUUAACUUCAAGUUUGGGUGGUAGAUGACCCUCUGGAAUACUCUGGUCCCAUGAGUUGCUGCAGUCGGUCAUGGUCACCCCAUUUAAAUAUGUAACAAUUCACAAUUACUGAGCAAUAAACAUAGAUGCCACCUGCUGCUCACCUUGUACAGUGCUUUAAAUUGCUGGCCAAUGCUAGAAAUGAAUUUGAACUCAAGGUUGAGAACUGUAUUGAACCCGUACCGGCACUUUAGUAGACAAAGAAAAUAAUUUCACCAUCCUGUUGUUUCUGCAUCUGAUUGUUUCAGCUGCCUCAUGUUGGAAAGUGGGACCAGGGUAGAUUUCAGGUAGCUGAUGGGCCAAAGGGCCUCUUGUAUGGUAUGAUUCUAUGAUUAAACCAUUCUUUUUGUCAAGUACUUCAAUCUCAACCCUGUACAAAAUUUGAACUCUGUAUUUAAAUUGAAACUUCACCUGUGUUCUCCCAAAUGUGUUACUUCCUACAGUGCAACUGUCUCGCCAUUCCACUACCCUGACUAUCUCUUCCUAUGUGUUAGAAAUACCAUUGUUCAUGAGACCAAAAUUACAGUUUGUGUAAUUGUACACAGCCAGUUGUAUACAUUAUCAGAAUCCAAAUAGUCUAUAUUCAGAGAAAAAGCAGGAUCCAGCACCUACCUUGGGGCUGAAUUCUUCAGUUCAACUUAAUUUUACAUCACUUCAUCUUGUAUUAAGUGGCAGAAUUUUGCUACCAACGUCUUUGUAAGAAACCUUAUCAAACAUCUAAAUUCCACACCUACAGCAUUCCUUUUCAUCUAACUGUUCAGGGCUGUGAAAAGAAUUGUCAGACAUGACUUGCUUUUAAUGCGUCUGCUGUACCUUUGCAUUUAAAAUGUAGUAUGCAUAAUUAAAGAUAACAAUUUAACAGUUUUCACCUCAAAUAA
This is a messenger RNA of Stegostoma tigrinum, 2151 nucleotides long. It is a transcript of the gene pdf, whose product is annotated as peptide deformylase, mitochondrial. The coding region runs from base 101 to 817 and encodes 238 amino acids. The transcript has 2 exons. Gene Ontology annotation, biological process: N-terminal protein amino acid modification; peptidyl-methionine modification. The record is from RefSeq and is a predicted model, not a curated record. Gene Ontology annotation, molecular function: peptide deformylase activity. Gene Ontology annotation, cellular component: mitochondrion. Lineage: Eukaryota; Metazoa; Chordata; Chondrichthyes; Orectolobiformes; Stegostomatidae.